Anopheles arabiensis is the source of this 2927-nucleotide messenger RNA. Its product is annotated as long-chain fatty acid transport protein 4-like. Gene Ontology annotation, biological process: triglyceride homeostasis. The record is from RefSeq and is a predicted model, not a curated record. The transcript has 8 exons. Gene Ontology annotation, molecular function: long-chain fatty acid-CoA ligase activity; long-chain fatty acid transmembrane transporter activity. NCBI's taxonomy places the organism in Eukaryota, Metazoa, Arthropoda, Insecta, Diptera, Culicidae. Gene Ontology annotation, cellular component: endoplasmic reticulum. Bases 747 to 2927 code for a protein of 726 amino acids.
CGCAUUUCGUGCUGAACCGUUGAACCGGGCGCGCACUGGGGCUGCUGCGUUGUGCGCGAUACAAAACGUGCUGCGCUAAUCCGUUCGGCGACGCGUACGCGGGAUUGCAGAAUAGCGGGAAGAAUUUCCAGUUUUCGUGUUUUGUUAUGUGUGUGAGCGUGUGUGUUUUAUUUUUGGGUUUGUGUCCCCAGCGUCCCCCAGCGAUCAUUCUAGAAGUUAGCGUUCCAGUGCAAAGUGGUGCUGGUCUUUAGGAGGAAAGAAAGCUUCGCGGGUUCAUCAAACACGUUCGCAAGCUUGCUGCAAGUGAGCCGGGUGCAUUGUUAGUGCUCAAAUUUAAAGCAUACAAGCUAAAUGAUGCUCGAUCGGGCAACAAUCGUUUGCCGCACCGGAUUUAUUGUAAGCGUGUCGUGUGAUUCAGUCGUGUGCUAUUAAAACAAGUGCUUCAUGAAAGUGAUUCCUAAACGUUCCCCUCCAAAGGUGUGCCGGAUUUGAUUGAAAGGCACAAGCUUAAAAGUUGUGCAAAGAGAGAGAGAGAGAGAAAAGCAAAAAAACGCACACAAAAAGCUCCCGGAUUGUGACACGCCGUGCACGAAGCGCUCGCAGCUAACUGUAGUUCCCGCCAGGAACUCCACGCGUAUCGAUUCCAACGGCAUUACGAUCCCUAUAAGCCCUCCAGCGGUGGGAAGUGACGCGUUAGUGAACGCCGGUCGAUUGCCUUUUGUAUGGAUUAAUUAUCAAUAUUCACGAUGAAUAAUAAUGACGAGAGGAAGCCCUCGAUAGUGGACGUGGAGAAGGGGCAGCCGGAGCAUGAGCACGCAAGACAGCAACAGCAGCAGCAGCAGCAGCAGCAGCAGGUCGCGGGCUCGCGGUUACGGCCACCGUCGGCACUCGAGCCGUUCGCGUCGGAACCGAGCGGCGACGACCAGCCCGGCAGUAGGAGCGCAAGCGGCGACCGGUUCAGACUAGUGCUACUGUACGUGCUUCAGUUUACCAGCGUCGGUGCCUCGAUCGCGGCCGUUGUACUCAUCUGGGUCUACAUGGGUUGGGAGUUUGGAUUGCCGGCGUUGCUGAUCACCUUGGCCGCGGUGUUCAUCGCCAGCGGCUGGUGGCGAUGGUGGUACAUCGCGUUCGUGACGGCGCCCCGCGAUAUCAAAGCUCUGACGCGGUACAUCAAGCUGCUCGGGUUGGUGCGGAAGCACGCGAAGAACAAUGCCACGAUCGGCGACAUCUUUGCGGAGUUUGUGUCGAAGCAGCCGGAAAAGGCAUGCCUCAUCUUCGAAGGACGCACCUGGACGUUUCGUGAGGUGAACGACUAUUCCAAUCGGCUGGCGAACGUGUUCCACUCGCACGGCUACAAGCAUGGCGACGUGGUCGGACUGCUGCAGGAGAACCGGCCCGAGUUUGUCGCCACCUGGCUGGGCCUGUCGAAGCUGGGCGUGAUCGUGCCACUGAUCAACCACAAUCUGCGCAAGAACGCGCUCAUGCACAGCGUCACGGUGGCGAACUGUAACGCACUGAUCUAUGGCGAAGCGUUGGCCGAUGCGGUGGCCGAAAUUGCCGACCAGCUGCCGUCGGCGGUAGCGCUGUACCAGGUGAACGAGGCCACGCAGCAGCCGGUGCUCGCGAACGCGAAAGACCUCACCACGCUGAUGCAGUCCGCGUCGAAGGAGCUGCCGGUGAACGGGGUGAAGAAGCCGAACCAUCACGAUAAGCUGAUCUACAUCUACACGUCCGGCACGACCGGGCUACCGAAGGCGGCCGUCAUCACGCACUCCAGGUACAUUUUUAUUGCGGCUGCAAUCUCCCUGGUGGCUGGAUUCCGUGCGGACGAUACGUUCUACACCCCGUUGCCGCUGUACCACACCGCCGGUGGUAUGAUGAGCAUCGGGCAGGCCCUGCUGUUCGGCGCAACGGUGGUCACGAGGAAGAAGUUUUCCGCGUCGCAGUUCUUUGCCGACUGUCAGAAGUACAACUGCACGAUUGCCCAAUACAUUGGUGAAAUGUGUCGCUACAUCCUGGCCACGCCGGUCUCGCCCGUCGACAAAGCGCACAAGGUACGGUUGAUUUUCGGCAACGGGCUGCGUCCCCAGAUUUGGCCCCAGUUCGUCGAGCGGUUCAACAUUCCGCGGGUGGCUGAGUUUUAUGGUGCCACGGAGGGCAACGCUAACAUCGUGAACAUCGACAACACGGUCGGUGCGAUCGGGUUCGUGUCGCGCAUCAUACCCGUCGUCUAUCCGAUCUCGAUCAUCCGGGCCGACCCGGCCACCGGGUACAGUGAGCCGCUGCGCGGCAAGGACGGCCUCUGCCAGCUGUGCAAACCGAACGAGCCCGGCCUGUUCAUCGGCAAGAUCAUCCCGAACAAUCCGUCCCGGGCGUUCCUCGGGUACGUCGACAAGGGUGCGACGGAGAAGAAGAUCGUGCGCGACAUCUUCCGCAAGGGCGAUGCGGCCUUCCUGUCGGGCGAUCUGCUCGUCGCCGACGAGCGGGGCAGCCUGUUCUUCAAGGAUCGGACCGGCGACACGUACCGCUGGAAGGGCGAGAACGUGUCGACGAGCGAGGUGGAGGCGGAGGUGAGCAAUGCGUGCGGCUACCGGGACACGGUAGUGUACGGCGUGGAGGUACCGAACCUGGAGGGCCGUGCCGGCAUGGCCGCCAUCCUCGAUCCGGAGCGGCAGGUCGACCUGGAGCAGCUGGCCCGCACGCUCAAGGACACGCUGCCGUCGUACGCUCGGCCCCAGUUCGUGCGGCUGCUGUCGAAGGUCGACAUGACCGGUACGUUCAAGCUGAAAAAGCUCGACCUGCAGCUGGAAGGGUUCGAUCCGAGCGGUAUCGAGGACUCGGUCUACUACCUGACGCCCAAGGGCCAGUACGAGCUGCUGACGCCCGCCAUCUACGAGCAGAUCGUGCGGGGCGAGGUGCGGCUGUAG